AUGGCUACAGAGUCAGAGCUGCCAGAGAUGUGGGCGUCUGCCCUGGCCGAGUACGAGCGGGACACGAAGCGCCCGCUCGAUCGCAAACUGCUGGAGCGCAUGCGGAAAGUGACGACCCCGGAAGAUCUGCUUGCCGAGAUCGAGGCCUCGGACCAGGCCUUCGGCGACUUUCGGAACAAGCGCGGCGGGCUGUGGCGAAAGCUGAGCGGCUUUGUGCCGCCGCUCGUUGCCGCGCUCAAGCUUGUAGUCGUGCCGUUGGGCGCAUCGGCCGAUGUUGUCGGCUUCCCGGCCAGUGCUGUGUUUGGGGCAUUGUUGCAUCUUGUUCAGAGUUGCCAAAACGUCUCCGAUGCAUUUGACUGGGUUGAAGAAGUUUUUGGCGAGUUGAAACGCUUUCUUGAUCGGUUGACGGCCUUGAUGCAAGCGCCGUUGCAUUCGCUGCUGAAGGACCAAGUGAUUGCGAUAUUAGUCUGCGUGUUGCGAGUAAUCGGUCGUUCUGAAGCUCUUAUUCGAGGAUCGCAUUUUCGUCAAUAUCUGAGGGUGACGUUCCUUGGCAAGGAUGAAAAGACAACCAAGAUCAUCGGUGAUUUCAACAAGCGUGUGGCAAACGAACACUUGUUUGAAGUCUCCUUGACUUUGGCUACGGUCCAGAAGAUUGAGGACAAGCAAGAAAAAAACACAUCCGAUAUCAGGAGUGAAAUACAAGCGGUCCACAACACCAUCAAAGAGGGACAGCAGCAAGAGACGGCCGAACAGGUCCAGGAACGAAUACAACGCAUCCUUUGUGGAACUACCGCUGUGUACGAAGUGCAGGAGACUUAUCACAGAAUCAAGAAGGAUCUACUCCAAGGCACUGGUGCCUGGAUCAGAGACGAGCCCAUUUUCCAGUCAUGGAUCAAGCACCAGGCCAGCAUCCUUUGGAUUUUUGGUGGUCCAGGCUCGGGCAAAUCCUACCUAUCGGCAUGGAUUACUAUGCAACUGACAGAAAACCUAAUCGAUCCUGAGUACACGCAAGAGAGUUCUGUGGCCUACUUCUUCGUCAAGGAAAACAACAAAGAUCUUCGAAAUGCCAACAACAUAUUAAAGACGCUGGCCUGGCAGUUGUGCGAACAGGAUGUUUAUUUCAAAGCCCACGUGGCUGCGGCGUGCAAGGGCAACAAAAACCCCACGUUUACACCCCAAGAUACGUGGGAGAAUCUUUUUCUGGGUUAUUACAACAGCAAGGAGCCAGUUCCGACCAGGGCAACUAUCGUCAUCGACGGGCUGGACGAAGCCCCCCGCGAAACAAGACAGAUUCUUCUCGGCUUCCUCAAACGACUCGUGUCAGCAUCGCGCUCGACAGACCGCGUAUCAAUACAGUUUGCAGUCGUGGGACGUAACGAUCUGCGCAACGACAUGGACUUUACGCGACAGGAAAAGUUUUACCUCAUCAAGGUCGACAAGACGAAGAAUCAAAACGAUAUCGACAGCUACGUGCGACAGAGGCUCGAGGACGUCGAGGUUCUACGGCGGAUGCGACGGGUGAAGCCGCGCGGGAAGCAGGAUGCCAACGCCGCGGGCGCCCGCAUAAAAAAACGCAUUCUCGCCGGUGCGGAUGGCGUGUUCCUGUGGGCGAGGCUGCUGAUCAAAAUGAUACUCAGCAAGGACCUUGCACAAAUCGAAGAAAUCCUUCGCGAGCCGCCCGAAACACUCGAUGACAUGAUCGAAUCGGUGCUGGACCGUAUGGCGAGCGAUAAGGAUCUUGGGCACCAGAUGCUCAGGAAGAUGUUGCUUUAUGUGGUCUAUGUGCAGCGACCGCUCCGUUUUGGCGAGCUGAACGAGUUCUUGAGUCUGCCGGAUAGGAAACCCAACUUGUUGCUCUGGGAAAGGACUCGGGGCGUACUCUCGGCCGUUUUCGAUCUGCGGUUCCCCGGCGACCAAGACCCAGAUGAGAUGGAGGAUGAUGCCGAAGUAAAUGAACUCGAUGGGUCUGGUGACGAGAAGAGGAACGGCGAUGGCUCUGACCAGUCCGACGACGAAGAUGAUGGCUUUGAUUUUACUGGGGACGAUGAAGACGAAGACGCUGGUGCCGACGACAGCGAAAAGCAGGAAAUCUUUGUGCCCAUCGCUUUGCACCGCCUACACACAUCAUGGGAGGUGCAGCUUCGCCGGCAGAACACGACAACCCAAUAUCACACAUACCUCAGAGACGCUCAGCUCAAGACCAAGAUUACUUUUUGCCAUGCCCGCUUCAAGGAUUACUUGCAGCGGGAAGGUCGCUCCCGGAACCGCACCAAGCUGGUGCACGCCAUCAUCCCCGAGACCGAAAGGGUGCAUGUCGAAAUAACCAUGAUGUGCCUCGAAGUCUUCAUGCUGGAGUACUCACUCAAGGACCACAGCAAAUACCUAGUCGAUUACCCCCUCAACUACCUCGGCUUCCACCUUCGUCGCGUUGACCUCGGGCAAGUUUCGGACUUUGAGUUUGCCAAGGUCGUUAAAGGUCUGUAUUGGCUCUUCGGUACGGAGCGGGGAGCGGUUUGCUUCGUUUUAGCCAACCAGGACUAUGAUCUGGACGGCACCCGCUCGAGCGAGAGUGCUUUUUCUCGGAACUGGGUCACAAGCGUAGAGAAUUUGAAACUCGUGCAGACGUGGUUCCGUCACGUCGCGUUGCGCAGUACCAACGUGGACGUCGACCACGACGUUCGAGCCUGGAUGCAGACUGCUUCAGAGAGCUAUGCCGAGCUACUAAAGUGCGUCAUGAUGGCGGCUAGCAAGAGCUGGCUUACCAAACCGAGCUAUGACAGCGACGAAUAUCGUGUCAAAGGCUACUUCCCGUGCUGGUUGAUGGAAGGGUGGCUGAGUUUGUACGAGACCGGUGAAGUUUCGACCCGGCUGGAAGGUCUAGACUACUCGUACGACAGUUUAAAAUUUCUGCAGCGGGUCAGUGCCUCCCAUCUCAAGCACCUCGCGUUCUGGGCUGGACUCGAACGGGACACGCACUGGCACACCUGCCUAGGGUGGAUGCUCAUGGAGGGAUGCCACUUCACCGAAGCCAUUGCGCAUUACGAUAUGGCCAUACAGCUCAGCCCCAAAGACGCCUGGGUUGCCAUGGAGGGUAGAGCCCGCUGCCAUGGAAGCAUGGAAGAAUAUCAAGAGGCGAUCGACUGGCAGAGGCGAGCGAUAGGGUCGCUGCCCGAAGGCAUGGAUAACAUCGGGGCUUUUCUGUACCCUCGCAUCGCAGAGUGGGCCGCGCGGCUGGGGGAUCAGGAUGCCUCGUUUGAGGCAGCCGAGCUCGGUUUCAACAUCGACGAGUACAGUCUGCUCGCGCAGGUACGCUACAUCGAAGCGCUGUGGCGCAAGGACGACUUGGACCGACUGAUGCAAAUUUUCGACUGGCUGCACAGGCAGAGCACUGAUGACGAGCGAGGGUACAGCUGGUUUGUGCGGCUUCUGCUGCAGGGAGAUUGCAUCUUGGGUGAGUUGGGCCAGGCUUGCCGCAAGACCGGACAGCCAACAUGGGUGCUCGAUGAGCUAGGCGCGGUGGAGGAGCAGGUCCAGAAGGGCGGCUCCAAGUACGACGCGAGCAACUUGGUGUGGUGGUCGUACAACCUGAUGUGGUUUUACAAACAUUGGUACGACGACUGCGCCGACCAUGUCAUGCGGCUGGGCGAGCAGUUCCUCGACUCGCUCAAGCUGCUCUCGCCCGAGCUGCAGCGCUCGUGGGAAAGUCAGCGCAGCCGGGUCGUCAACAAGCUCGCGGAGCUGUACUACGACAAGGCGGUGGCGACUUGGGACGAGGGCCGCGGGGCAACCAAGGCGACGACGUUUGCAAACAAGCUCAAGAUGCUCGCCGUCAGUGUGCCCACCAGCACGGCCGAGGGCUUUGAGGGAUUCGACUUCUUCCACAAGGACUACCCGGCGCUUUUGUGGGGGCGGUGGCUGAGGGACUUUCGCAAAGCCGACGAAAACGCAUGGAAGGAGUCGUUCAAGGUGCGACUGCUCGAGGAGAUGAAGAGCUUGGACGACGAGGAUCCGGCAAACGAUACCAGAGGCAUGGCCGCGCUGGCAGUGAGCUUGUUUCAUGCGGGGGAUAGGAAGAAUGCCGCGGCGUUGCUGGCUAUUUUGUUUCAACCACUGGAGAGUUAUGAGCCCGAAGAGGAGGAGGAGGAUGAGGAGAGCGACGAGGAGCAAAGUGUUUGUGAUGAUGAUGAUGAUGAUGAUGAUGAUGAUGAUGGAGAUGGGAAGACGAAAGAAGACGAUAUUUCGCAAGGCGAGGCGGAAUAUAGCGGAAUAGCGGAUACAGAUGUUUCUUGGGAGGAAGUGGAGGGAGAGGAGAAGGAAGAUAAAAGACCCGUUAAAAUCAUAAUACAGGAGCCGGUCAACGACGAAGGAAAGGAGGAAGAAGGAGGACAGGAGCAGCAGCCGGAAACCCUCGCAGAAUCCAGCGGAGAAACGACGACGACGAUGACAAAAACAACAACAACAACAACGAUAACGCUAGCACCCCCGGCACCAGGACCAGGCCUCCUGAUUCGCCGCAAGACGAUGCCGGACGACAUGCUGGCCCUCAACGUGGAGCAAGGGAGCUGGGAAUACGAGUGCUGCAACUGCACGCGCGAUCCUUCGCAGGUCGACGAGUUCUACUUCUGCGAGGUCUGCCACCAGACGCACUGGUGCGGCGAGUGCCUGGCCAUGAUGCGCGACCGCACGCAGCGGCCCGGCCUGGCCGUCAACGCCUGCAACCCGGUCCACGACAUGUACCGCGCGUGGCCCAUCGACGCCGAGGCCAGGGACCUGGCUGCCGUCUACAUGGACGGCGGGGCCACGCUGAGGAGGAAGUGGUUGGAGGAGCUGAGGGCGAGCUGGUUAAACAGUGACUCUUAG
This is a messenger RNA of Pyricularia pennisetigena, 4860 nucleotides long. RefSeq lists its product as uncharacterized. Gene Ontology annotation, molecular function: protein binding. The transcript has 7 exons. NCBI's taxonomy places the organism in Eukaryota, Fungi, Ascomycota, Sordariomycetes, Magnaporthales, Pyriculariaceae. The record is from RefSeq and is a predicted model, not a curated record. The coding region runs from base 1 to 4860 and encodes 1619 amino acids.